This is a messenger RNA of Anopheles marshallii, 552 nucleotides long. RefSeq names its product 40S ribosomal protein S20 (gene RpS20). Lineage: Eukaryota; Metazoa; Arthropoda; Insecta; Diptera; Culicidae. The record is from RefSeq and is a predicted model, not a curated record. Gene Ontology annotation, cellular component: ribosome; cytosolic small ribosomal subunit. Gene Ontology annotation, molecular function: structural constituent of ribosome. Gene Ontology annotation, biological process: translation. The transcript is spliced from 4 exons.
AUGACAGCUCUUCAUACAGUGAAAACGCACACUCGUCCAUUUCGUCAAAAGUUGUACAACAGAGUGGUUUGGACUGGUUCAGCGCUGGUCAAUCGUGUUUUGAUUAUCUCGACCAGGAAACUCUUCUCUAGAAUUGACGAUUAUCAUGAUAUUUCACUUGCUGAUUGUGGCUGUAUUUAUCUGUUUUAGGCCGCCGUAGCUACCAAGGACAUUGAGAAACCGGUCGUCGAGACUGCGACCGUACAUCGCAUCCGCAUCACGCUGACGUCCCGGAAUGUGCGCAGCCUGGAAAAGGUGUGUGCCGAUCUGAUCGCCGGGGCAAAGAAGCAGAAGUUGCGUGUGAAGGGUCCAGUCCGCAUGCCGACCAAGAUCCUCCGCAUCACGACCCGUAAGACUCCUUGCGGUGAAGGUUCGAAGACUUGGGAUCGUUUCCAGAUGCGCAUCCACAAGCGUAUCAUCGAUCUGCACUCGCCAUCGGAAAUCGUGAAACAAAUCACCUCGAUUAACAUGGAACCCGGUGUAGAGGUUGAAGUGACGAUUGCUGACCCUUAA